GCAAUAAAGCAGCAACGAGAAGCCCAUUCCACGAGCCGUGCAGUGGCAGCCAUGGCUCAAGCGCUAGUGCAGAGUGGUCUGGGUCUCCAUCAGCAACUGACCACGGCAUCUCCGCAAGCGCUCGCGGUGUCGCUCUUGGUGGUCUUCUGCCCUCUCCUCCUCCUGCUCGCACGCUUCGCGACCACGGCCAAAGCCACGACUCCUCGCGAGAAGCUGCUCGCGAAGCUCCCGUCGCCUCCCAGCAGGCUCCCCGUCAUCGGGCACCUCCACCUGGUGGGCUCCCUCCCCCACGUCUCGCUCCGUGACCUGACCGCGAAGCAUGGCCGCGGCGGCGUCAUGCUCCUCCGCCUCGGCGCCGUCCCGACCCUCGUCGUGUCGUCCGCUCGCGCCGCGCAGGCCGUCCUUCGCACGCACGACCACCUCUUCGCAUCCCGGCCGCGCUCCGUCGUCACGGACAUCCUCUUCUACGGCUCGUCGGACAUCGCCUUCUCCCCUUACGGCGAGCACUGGCGCAAUAUCAGGAAGAUCGUCACCACGCAGCUCCUCACGGUGAAGAAGGUCCGCGCCUACCGCUUCGUCCGUGAGCACGAGGUGCGAUUGGUCAUGGAAAAAAUUGGAGAGUCAGCUGCCUUGGGCAAGGCGGUCGACUUGAGUCGGCUAUUACCCUCCUUCACCAAUGAAAUCAUGUGCAACAUCGUCUCGGGCAAGCUGUUCAAGGACGAAGGCCGGAACAAGCUGUUCCGCGAGCUGACCGAAGCAAACUCCCAGCUCCUAGGGGGCUUCAACUUGGAAGACUAUUUCCCAAGAUUGGGGAGGCUGGGCGUGGUGAGGAGGGUGGUCUGUGCAAAGGCCGAGAAGGUGCACAAGAGAUGGGACGACUUCCUUGAUAUGCUCAUCGAUGGCCAUGCUAGCAAGUCAGUAGCAAAUUGCAGUGAUGACAACAAGAUCAGUGACUUAAUCGACGUGUUGCUCUCUAUUCAACAACAGUAUGGACUCACCAGAGACAAUGUUAAAGCAAUAUUAGUGGACAUGUUUCAAGCUGGCACGGACACUUCAUCCAUUGUGAUGGAAUACGCAAUGGCUGAGCUCAUGCAGAAACCGUGCCUCAUGACAAAGCUACAAGCUGAGGUGAGGAGGAUAGUGCCCAGAGGAAAGGACAUGGUUACAGAAGACGAUCUGAACAGCAUGACCUAUCUGAAGGCUGUCAUCAAAGAGACGCUCCGGCUACACCCACCGCUUGUGCUUCUUGUGCCUCAUCUUUGCCUGGCCGACUGUGAUAUAGAGGGAUACACAAUCCCUGCAGGUACACGAGUGAUUAUUAAUGGUUGGGCUAUCGGCCGGGAUGCUAGCUCUUGGGAGAGGGCAGAUGAGUUUGAGCCUGAGCGAUUUAUGGAAGGAAGCAGCAUUGCCGCUGUUGACUAUAAUGGAAACGAUUUCCUGUUCUUGCCGUUCGGGAGCGGGCGAAGGAUGUGUCCGGGUACGAACUUUGCAAUUUCGACCAUGGAGAUCAUGCUGGCAAACCUCAUGUACCACUUUGAUUGGAAGCUACCUGAUGGAUACAUGAAUGUAAACAUGACAGAGUCCUUUGGGGUGACGGUGCACCGGAAGGAGAAGCUCCUCCUUAUCCCGGUACAACCGUGACACUAGCUGCUUGUUUAUCUAUUCUAUCAUCUCCGGUGUUAUAGUAUGUGUGGGGCCAGUACUGUGCUUGUAAGCAUCGACACAAUAAUGAGCAUAUAAAACAUGCAUCUUGUCUGGUGACUAUUUGUA
Molecule: messenger RNA, 1770 nt
Organism: Setaria italica (foxtail millet)
Lineage: Eukaryota; Viridiplantae; Streptophyta; Magnoliopsida; Poales; Poaceae
Product: indole-2-monooxygenase
Exons: 3
Coding region: 52-1641 (529 amino acids)
Molecular function (GO): oxidoreductase activity, acting on paired donors, with incorporation or reduction of molecular oxygen; heme binding; iron ion binding
Source: RefSeq, a predicted model, not a curated record